This is a messenger RNA of Aureococcus anophagefferens, 2160 nucleotides long. RefSeq lists its product as hypothetical. The coding region runs from base 1 to 2160 and encodes 719 amino acids. The transcript is spliced from 3 exons. Lineage: Eukaryota; Pelagophyceae; Pelagomonadales; Pelagomonadaceae. Gene Ontology annotation, molecular function: calcium ion binding. The record is from RefSeq and is a predicted model, not a curated record.
AUGGGCAACAGCACGUCCCUCUCCCUGGGCAGCCCGCGCCGGCUCUCGGGCUCGGCCAUGGACGCGCUGGCGGAGUACCGCGCGACGACCUUCGACGGCCUGCGCGAGUGCCGCGAGACGCUCCAGGAGCUCGGCAAGGAGGAGCUCGACGAGGAGGACUUCGACCUCGUCUUCUCGCUCACGCUCGCGGACCCGGCGGAGCACUUCAAGUACUGGAAGCUCGAGCCGUCGCGGGCCGAGCGGCGCUGGCAGCGCGCGGCGCGCGUCGCCAAGGCGACGUCGCGCUGGAAGCGCGCGGCGGCGCGGCGGCCCAAGGCCCUCGCGGACGCGGAGGCGUCGCCGCGGCGCGGCCGGCUCCGCGCGAAGCGGCGCCGCAAGGACGUCGCGCGGUCCAUGGAGAUCUUCUGCGCGCUCUACCUGCUCUGCGACGAGGCGUGCCUCGACGCGAAGGUCGCCGCGAUCCACGCGCUCUUCGACGGCGACGGCGACGGCUACGUCUCCGCGUCCGAGUGCAGUCGGCUCCUCGUGUGCUGCUUCCAGGGCUUGAACCGCGCGACGCGGACGACGCCCGUCGUGUCCGCGGCGACGGUCGCCGCGCUCGCCGACGACGUCGGCGGCGACCGCGUCUCCGCGUCCCAGCUCCGGAGCUUCGUCGCGACGCGGCUCGCGGGGCACCUCGCGCCGUUCCUGCCAGGGCAGGACAAGGGUGAUUCAACGUUCCUGCCCGCGCGCAUGGUCCACGCGUACCACCGGCGGCGCGAGGAGCUCUGCGACCGCGCGCUGGCGGACUUUUUGCUGCGGUCCGGGCCCGCGCGCGUCGUCGACCUCGACGUCUUCCGGGGCAUCGUCCGGCGGCUGCCGGGCUUCCCGUCGCGCGGCGACGUCGACGCGUUCGCGGCGCUGCUGGACGCGAACGGCGGCGCGGCCGACGGCCUCAUCGGUCUCGACGAGUUCGGCGACGCGGUGGCCGCCUGGGUGGCCUUCGCCGUCGUCGACGACGACGCGUCCGGGUCGCUGUCCGCCGCGGAGCUCAAGUUCCUCCUCUGGGUCCAGGCGGGCGACGACGGCGCGGAGCCGGGCGCCCACGCGGUGGGCCGGGCCCUCGCGGCCAUGGACGCCGAUGCGAGCGGCGAGAUCGACCGCCUCGAGUGGCUCCGCUACGCGGCGUGCCGCGAUCCCGUCACGGGCGCGGCGCGCUUCUCCAGGGCCGAUCGCGCCGAGUUCGAGGCCAACGACCGCGACGGCUCCGCCGACGUGUCCGUCCGCGAGGUCCGCGCGACGUUCCACAAGAACGCCAAGGACGCGCUCGCGCGCCUCGAGCUGACCGAGGGCGUCUUCUCCGUCGAGACCUUCGAGCUCCUGAACUCGCUCGUGCGCGCGGCGGGCGACGAGAUCAUGCACCUCGUCGACAAGGACCGCGACGGCGUCAUCUCCUUCAGCGAGUACACGGCCGCGAAGCCCAUCAUCAAGCAGAAACACGACGAGAUCCUGAACUACGCCACGGGUCGGGUGGCGGUAGAACUUGAGUCCGUUUGUUCGCCGGCGCGGGAGGACGCGGCGCUGCUCGUCGGCGAGUCGCGCGAUGGCGUCGCGGCGCCUAUCUCCGGCCCGCCAGACGAAGUCGUCGUUGAUGAUGAUGUCGCCACCGCCGAUGUAGGCCUCGUCGCCCUCGCCAUCGCUUUCCUCCGGGUACCGCAGCGUGGGAAUCGUUCCGGAGACCAUGAGUCGCAUGCCGUCAUUAGGAUAAUGUGGAUUGGCAAAAACAUUGUCCAUCUCAAAGACCAGAUGCACGCGCCCCUCGUGGGGCUCGAGGCUCACGUCGCGGAGGAGGAUCGGGGCGUCCGGCACCGGGUCGAUGGCUCCCCCCAAGUCCCGGGCGUAGGAGACGUACGACUCCUGCUCCGAGUCCGAGCCGUCCACGGACGGCGGCGGAUCAUACCAGUCGUCAUCCGAGUCGCUGUCGACCAAGCGAAGGCGCUCGACAAAAUCACGGUACUCGGCCCGUUCGAUGCCGCUGUCCGGCACGCACAGGUCUGCCGCGCGCAUCGCGUAGCCGCCGCCGCGCCGCGCCGCGGCGGACCAGUCUCGAUCCCAAUCGUAGUCAUCGCGUUGCAUGUCCCCGUACGCCGGCAGGAACGAGAAGGCACAAAAGGAGGAUAG